Messenger RNA from Argiope bruennichi, 2768 nucleotides. RefSeq names its product papilin-like. Lineage: Eukaryota; Metazoa; Arthropoda; Arachnida; Araneae; Araneidae. The transcript is spliced from 16 exons. The coding region runs from base 19 to 2559 and encodes 846 amino acids. The record is from RefSeq and is a predicted model, not a curated record. Gene Ontology annotation, molecular function: serine-type endopeptidase inhibitor activity.
UUAACAGACAACACAAUCAUGAAUCUAUCAGUGGAGUUUCUUGUGCUUUUUUCUUUUGUAGCCGGAGUGUUCGCUUCUCCAGCUGAACUCAGAAACGACUGCCCACGGAACGCUCACUAUGAAGCUUGUGGAUCUGCCUGUCCUCUCACCUGCAAGAAUUACAAGGAUCCACCCAAGGCAUGCAGCCUGUUUUGCUCUUCCGGGUGCCACUGCGACAAAGGAUAUGUCUGGGGAGGUACAGGGGAUGAAUGCGUGCUGCCAGAGGAUUGCCCACCUCAGAAAGUCUGCGGAGAGAAUGAGGUCCUCAACGAAUGCAGCGAAGCAUGUCCUUUGACCUGUGACAACUACGACGAUCCACCUAAAAAGUGUGAAUUCGUAUGCAAUUUCGAAUGUGAAUGUGUUGAAGGCUUUGUUAGAAAUUCAAAAGGAGAGUGUAUCAGACCAGAAAAGUGCCCACCCAAAAAAGAGGAGUGCCCGGCCAAUCAGCACUACAACAACUGUGGAACCCUCUGCCCGGUGACAUGCGAGAACUAUAAGAACCCACCCAAGGCUUGCUUCCUCAUGUGCAACCCUGGAUGCGAAUGUGACGAUGGCUACGUCAAAGCAAAGGAUGGAUCAUGUGUCAAGCCCAAGGACUGCCCUGUUCCAGAAGAAAAGAACUGUGUUGACAAACCUGAUCCUGGCAUGUGUCGAGGAUACUUUCCCAUGUGGUAUUACGACGAAGAUGCCAGAGAAUGCAAGGAAUUCGUCUAUGGUGGUUGUCAAGGCAACGGAAACAGAUAUAGUACUAAGACAGAGUGCUUGAAAAGUUGUGCCAGCAUCUGGGAAUCUGACAAUGACAGGUGCACCCUGCCAGCCAAAACAGGUAGAUGCAGGGGCUAUUUCCCCAGGUACUACUUCGACAAGGAAGCCGGUCAAUGUAAGAAGUUCGUCUAUGGCGGAUGCGGUGGCAACGAAAACAAUUUCGAGACGGAACAAGAAUGCGAAAACGCAUGCGGAAACCGAGCAGAUGAAGUCUGUGGCGAGAAUGAACGUUACAAUGGAUGCGGAACUGACUGCCCCUUGACUUGCGAGAACUACGACAACCCACCCAAAUUCUGCAACCUCAUGUGCAGGAUCGGAUGCGAGUGCGAGAAUGGAUUCGUCCGACGGGCCGAUGGAAAAUGCGUCAGGCCCGACCAGUGCCCAAACAGGCAGGCUGCUCUUGAUCGACCCGAUUGUGACAAGGCUCCAGAAACUGGUCUGUGCAAAGGAUAUUUCCCUCGCUAUUACUACGACCAAGAAGCCGGCCAGUGCAAGAAGUUUGUUUAUGGUGGAUGCGGAGGUAACAGAAACAACUUCAAGACUGAAGAGGAGUGCUACAACAAAUGCGGAGCUCUGCAUGCCAAGUCUCGAAAUGCUUGUGAAGAGGACAAAGAAGUCGGAACCUGCAAAGCCGCUUUUGUUCGAUAUUAUUUCAACAAGAACACCGGUAAGUGCGAACCUUUUGUCUACGGGGGAUGCGACGGAAACAGCAACAACUUCCUCACUAUGGAAGACUGCGAAGAUGUUUGCAUUUAUUAUCUUAGAAAACACAUGUCAGGUUCUCAUAAUUUAAUGGCAUCACAAAACAUUACUUCAUUCGCUCGUGAUGUGCAAAGUGCACUGAUAUUAUUUUUCUAUAAAAAUGUCAUGAUUUCAUUUAUUAGGCUCUUUUCGUUUUACGGGGUUACAAGAAAUAUGAAGGUGUUGGUUUUCUUGUGUUUUAUUGCUGGAGCUUUCGCUUUCCCAGCUGAGCAGGCCGAUUGCAGUGCCCGUCCAGAUCCGGGUCUGUGUGACGCCUACAUGCCCCGAUACUACUACAAUGAAGUAGAAGGUCGCUGUAAGCAGUUCAUCUAUGGAGGAUGCGGUGGAAACAGCAACAACUUCCGAUCUGAAGAAGAAUGCAACAGAGCCUGCACAGAUAAGCAAGAUACUCAAGUUGUGCAAAAAGCAUAUGAAACAUGCAGCCAAGACAAAGAUGUCGGCACUUGCAAAAUGAGCUUCGAAAGGUACUACUACAACAAAAACACCGGAGAAUGCGAGGAAUUCAUCUACGGUGGUUGUUGGGGAAACUCGAACAACUUUUUGACCAAGGAGGAUUGUGAAGCUGUUUGCAUCCUGCACUUGUGUAAGGUGUGCAACCCCUUUACUUUAUUUCUUUGUUUUACAGAAGAAUGUGGCGAAAACGCUCACUUCACAAAUUGCGGAACAGCUUGUCCUCUAACAUGCGACAAUCUUGAAGAUUCUCCCAAAUUCUGCGUUGCGAUGUGCGUAUCAGGUUGUUAUUGCAACGAAGGCUUUGUAAAAACAAAUAGUGGAAGUUGCGUGAAGCCUGAAGAUUGCCCCAAGACAAGAGUCGCUCGUCUUGCUCGUGCCUGCCAAGAUGAGAAAAAAAUCGGACCUUGCAGAGGCGCCUUUCCACGAUUCUACUUCAACCAGCAGACUGGUCAGUGCGAAGGCUUCACCUACGGUGGUUGCCAGGGGAACAGCAACAACUUUAACAGCAAAGAGGAUUGCGAAGCUGUCUGCAUGAACUAACGGGCUUAUCUGAAUGCCGCAUUUCAUAUGGUGAGGUUAAUAAACAGCUAAGAUCAAAUCAUGAAAUAAAUGGACCAGUCCGAUGAAAAAAGCGUUCUUCAUAUCCACUAUAUCAGCAAUUCAAAAACUUUAUUAUUUCAUUAUUUUAUGUAUUUUGAGAGUAUUCAAAUGUAAAAAUGCCAUUAAAAUGAUUACACAUUGAGUUACAA